AUGGCUGAUCACCCUUACCGCUCUAAUAAUUUCUAUUCAUCAUCAUCACCAAGUUUCUUCCAAUUCAACAAUAUUUCUCCAUCUUCAAACCCUUCUCCAUACAACCACCAUCACCCUUUUCUUCAUCACCGCAGCAACAACCAGUACCAUCAUAUUUCUACUUCUUUACCACAUGUUGCUCCGCUUCGGCAAGAGCUACCUCUUUUAAGCCUAAUCCCAGAAAAACAAGAACAUGAAGAAGAUCUCCAAUACCUUCCUUGUACUGCCAUGGAUUUAGAAGAAAGGAAUGAAGAUGGUAGUACAACUCCUACUACCGUUGCACUUCACAUGGGUUUGCCAAACCCCAGUCCUGCUGAAAUGGCUUUUCUACUUUCUUCAUCAAAUAAUUCCUCAGAAAUCACUGUCACUGAUAAAGAACAAGGUGAUGAUUCUUCUUCAAGGUUCAUGAUGCUUCAUAAUAACAGUCUUAACAAAGGACAGUAUUGGAUCCCUACUCCAUCUCAGAUUCUCAAUGGUCCAACACAGUUUGCUUGCCCGGUUUGCUCCAAAACAUUCAACAGAUAUAACAACAUGCAGAUGCAUAUGUGGGGGCAUGGAUCACAAUACAAAAAAGGUCUUGAAUCUCUAAAAGGUACACAGCCAACAGGAAUGUUAAGGCUACCUUGUUACUGUUGUGUACCAGGGUGCAUAAACAACAUUGAUCAUCCAAGAGCAAAUCCAUUGAAAGAUUUUAGAACACUUCAAACACAUUACAAGAGAAAACAUGGAAUUAAGCCUUUUAUGUGCACAAAAUGUAGCAAAUCUUUUGCUGUUAGAGGAGAUUGGAGAACUCAUGAAAAGAAUUGUGGGAAGCUGUGGUGCUGUAUUUGUGGUUCAAAUUUCAAACAUAAGAGGUCUCUUAAAGAUCAUAUCAAUGCUUAUGGAAAUGGUCAUGCUAUUUAUGGAUAAUAUGUUUGUUUUGGGAAAUGCAAUGACGAAGUUUAAUGGGCAGAAUUAUGUUGA
Molecule: messenger RNA, 1002 nt
Organism: Vicia villosa (hairy vetch)
Lineage: Eukaryota; Viridiplantae; Streptophyta; Magnoliopsida; Fabales; Fabaceae
Product: zinc finger protein WIP2-like
Exons: 2
Coding region: 1-948 (315 amino acids)
Biological process (GO): anatomical structure development; regulation of gene expression
Cellular component (GO): nucleus
Molecular function (GO): DNA-binding transcription factor activity
Source: RefSeq, a predicted model, not a curated record